Messenger RNA from Dendroctonus ponderosae (mountain pine beetle), 2062 nucleotides. RefSeq names its product serine/arginine-rich splicing factor 4-like. The transcript has 2 exons. The record is from RefSeq and is a predicted model, not a curated record. The coding region runs from base 339 to 2024 and encodes 561 amino acids. Lineage: Eukaryota; Metazoa; Arthropoda; Insecta; Coleoptera; Curculionidae.
CCUCUUGCAUUUGUUUACGGAACUAAUUUUGUGGUCAAGGCUAUCCCAUUGAAUUGUCAUGGGGGUGAAAAGCGCUCUUGCCUUGUCUAUCCCCACUACUCGUGUUGUUUCUUUAUGAUUUCCUACCUGUUCCCACAGAACAUACCCCCAGGGGGGAUAUUUUGUGCCUGUUCCUAACCUAAGUUGCUUAUUAUUUGUUGCUAUUAGUGUCAUAGAACAAGGAUCAGUGUGUGUUUUAUCUUUAAUUUGUUUUGAUUCAAAUAGUGUUCAGUGUAUAUGCGAGUGUUAGGGAGAACGAUCAUAAAACAUUGAUUCCCGCAUCUACGAAUGCAAAUAAGAUGCCCCCAACGUUAACAGCAACUAAACAAACCACUCAAAACGGGGAAUUAUCGUCUAAAGAAGCGGGGAGCCCAAAAGAAGCCAGUGGUUCCCGCACUAAAAGCUCCCCACCUCGUAUCAGUUUACGAAUAUUAACCCGGAAAACAAAAAACAAUCAAACCAGCCCAAAUGGGCAAACUAAUGCAAGAGGAAGUCAAGUGAAGAAGUCACCUAAAGCAAGCAGCAUCUCAAAUAGCGAUAAUAAGGGGCGAAGCCCCACAUCAGCCAGAGCCUCCCGUAAAAGCGCAGCUGCUCCCAAGAAGAGUAAAAGCAAUGCAGCCAAGGACUGUGCCCCAUCUAGUAAAACCCUGAAAACACCCAAGAAAUCUUCAGAUUUGGAUCUGUUGUCACCUCUUGAAUCUAAGCGCCCCAGAAAAACCAGUGAAAAGGCCGCUAAAAGCGCUCCAAAUCGUACUAGCCCACGAAGAAUAACCGGCAAAUCGCAAGACGAUCAAACCAGCCCAAAUGGGGCCACUUUAAGCAUUAGUGGCAGGAAUGCAGGAGGAAUUGAAGGGAAAAGUUCCCCGAAAGCAAGCAGCAGGUCGAAAAGGGACAAUAAGGGGCGAAGCGCCGCCUCUACCAGAGUCUCCCCUAAAAGCGCAGCUGCGGCCAAGAAACGAAAAUUUAAUCCAGCCAAGGACUGUGCCCCGUCAAGUAAAACGCUGGAAAUACCCAAAACUUCAGAUUUGGACCUGAUAUUACCUCUUGAAGUUAAACGCCCUAAAAAAACCACUGAAAAAGCCGCCAAAAGCGCUUCAGUUCGUACCAGCCCACGAAGAUUAACCGGCAGAUCGCCAGACGGUCAAACCAGCCCGAAUGGGGCCACUUUAAGCAUUAGUGGAAUAAAUGCAGGAGAAAUUGAAGGAAAAAGUUCCUCGAAAGCAAGCAGCAGCUCGAAAGGGGAUAAUAAGGGGCGAAGCUCCACCUCUACCAGAGUCUCCCCUAAAAGCGCAGCUGCGAAACGAAAAUUUAAUCCAGCCAAGGACUGUGCCCCAUCAAGUAAAAAAAUUCGAAAUCUAAAGGCGCAAGUAAACAAUUCGAAAUCUAAAGGCGAACUGAAUAAUGAAGAUAUAGAAGAGCGGCUGUUGGCGUCCCCAAAGCGCAACACCGACCAGUCGGAAGCCUUUAAGAGGUAUGGCGUAAUAGUGCCCUCGAUUGAAGAAAUGUUGGCUGAGAAGAACAACCUGGUGAGCUACAGGCAGCAUGUGGAAGAAGCGCAAAAGAUCGAUGAGCCCACUUUUGUCUGGCCCAGUUUACCUAAGCGAGAGCAAUUUUGCGAGCCGAUGCUGGACUGCAAGAGUCUAACUUUAGAUGAGCUCACUGAGCAGUUUAAUCUCAAUGUGAGUUUCCUGGCUGGAAUCAGUGGGGGAAAAACAUAUUCGGAUAGACAUCAGCGUUACCACAACUCCAACCAGUGGCAGCACAAAUUCACCCUCAGGGACUUAACGUAUAAUACCAGCACUAUAGUGUUCAGUUUCGAGCAAGUGGAUCAUUUGGCCACUUUGAUAGACGGUGGAUUUCCCGACCAAUCCAAGUAUGUGUUCCAAGUGCUGCUGCCUGAACUGUGCCUGAAGAUUUUCAUGAACCAGCACGACAUGAGCAAGCUGCAAGCCAAGAAGUACUUAGACAUGCGACCAGUUGAAUGAGCAAAUUUACUUUAUGAAAUAUACAAGUUUUUGUUUAA